This is a messenger RNA of Aspergillus ruber CBS 135680, 660 nucleotides long. Its product is annotated as ESCRT-III subunit protein VPS20. The record is from RefSeq and is a predicted model, not a curated record. Bases 1 to 660 code for a protein of 219 amino acids. Lineage: Eukaryota; Fungi; Ascomycota; Eurotiomycetes; Eurotiales; Aspergillaceae. The transcript is spliced from 3 exons. Gene Ontology annotation, cellular component: ESCRT III complex; multivesicular body. Gene Ontology annotation, biological process: vesicle budding from membrane; late endosome to vacuole transport via multivesicular body sorting pathway.
AUGGGCAACAUCUCCAGCUAUCCCAAGAUAUCCGCUCAGGAUCGAGCGAUCCUCGACCUAAAGAACCAACGUGAUAAGCUCCAUCAGUACCAGAAACGCAUCGCCGUCCUCACAACGCGCGAAACCGAAAUCGCAAAGGAAUGUCUAGCCCGGAAUGAUCGAAGGAGCGCCCUCCUUGCCCUCCGCCGUAAGAAAUACCAGGAAUCCCUUCUGGCCAAGAGCGAUGGACAGCUCGAGCAGCUCGAGCAAUUAGUCGGGCAGGUGGAAUUUUCGCUCGUACAGAAAGACGUACUCUUUGGGCUGCAACAAGGAACGCAAGUUUUACAGGCUAUUAAUAAGGAAAUGGGCGGAAUUGAAGGCGUGGAGAAGCUGAUGGGACAGACUGAGGAGGCGCGCUCAUAUCAAGAAGUGAGGACAUUGGACCAUUCCACCCGUGAGAUUAGCCAGAUGCUUGCGGGAAAUCUGUCGAACCAGGAUGAAGACGAAGUCGAAGAGGAACUGGCGGCACUGCAGGGUCCAGUGGUAUUACCAGAGCCUCCUACGACAAUUCCCAAACAGCCUGAAAUGCCGGAAGAUACAGCAGCAGAAGUAGAAAGGGAGAUGACAGAGCAAAGGGAGGUAAUCAGAAAGAAAGCGCGAGCUAUAGUCCCAGCUUCUUGA